Messenger RNA from Phytophthora infestans T30-4, 690 nucleotides. RefSeq names its product alcohol dehydrogenase, putative. Gene Ontology annotation, molecular function: oxidoreductase activity, acting on the CH-OH group of donors, NAD or NADP as acceptor; zinc ion binding. NCBI's taxonomy places the organism in Eukaryota, Oomycota, Peronosporomycetes, Peronosporales, Peronosporaceae. The record is from RefSeq and is a predicted model, not a curated record. Bases 1 to 690 code for a protein of 229 amino acids. The transcript is spliced from 2 exons.
AUGUCGACAGCCUUCGGUCCCCGCACGAUCAACGCCUACGCUGCUUUCCAAGCUGGGGCAAGUCUUAAGCCGUGGCAGUACCAGUCACGUCCUCUCGGUGAGGAGGACGUCGAAGUCAAGAUUUCCCAUUGUGGCGUCUGUGGUGGGGAUAUCCACGCCCUGAAAAGCCCCUCAGCUCCGUUCCCCUGCGUCGUCGGCCACGAAAUCGUCGGUGAAGUGACUCAGACCGGCUCUGCCGUCAAGAAUCUUUUUCUUGGUGACCGAGUUGGAGUCGGUUUCAAUGCGUGGGCGUGUCUGAAUAAGGACCAAACUCGACCUUGCCGGGAGUGCGCGUCUGGGAACGACGCUUACUGUAGUCGCGCCGUAUUUACAAGUAAUGCCAAGUACGAGGACGGCCACCAGUCAUUCGGUGGCUUUGCGGACUACAUUCGCGUCUCCAGCAACUAUGCGUUCUGUCGAGUUGGUUGGAAGGAGGCGGACCGUGUGCCGCACUGUGCUCACAGAGUAGCACGUUCCGACACUCCCACUCGGCACAUGCCAAGUCGCGUGACGAACAAGCUGAACUUUGCUUGUGGGCAGCGGCUUGGUGAACAUAUCCGCAACCAUGACCGCGGUCGAACAGUACACAAUCUUGAUUGUUUCGCGCUGCACUUGCUCGCGAAUCCAGUGAUAGCGGGAGGGUCAAUGUGA